CUUGUUGCUCUCGGUACGUCGAGGGGAUCGUACAUCGCCGUGUGUUCCGUUGGCUGACUGGCACCGAACGGACGAUAGGGACAUGGAUAGAUAGAUGGGCCUUCGGGCUGGGCACAUCGAUAGUCGGUAGUCAGCAGUAACAGCAGCAGCAGCAGUUGUAGCAGACAGAAACGAGAACAAGAUUACAACGACCAAAACGCUGUGUUCUAGUUCUAAACUCGACUAUAGGGAACUGUGUGCAAACGUGUAUGUGAAGUGUGUCUGCAUCAGAAAUAGCUCGACGAGGUUGUGUGAAGAAAUUGGAGAACUCCAGCUUCCGGGCAGGACAACUUUCGAAAUGUGAAAAUAUUUGUAUCAUUUGGUCGCAAUAGCGCGAUGUCAGCGAGAACAGGACUGAAAUGUGCUGAAACAUGAGUUAAUCUCCAGCAAAGCAGAACCGUCCUACAUCUAAUGAAAUAAAAAACGAAAAAUAGCAACGACAGCAGAAGUAGUCUGUCGCAGUCAGUGUGUUAAACGUUCAAAAUGAGUCUGCCUUUAGCUGGGCAGCACAGAUUCGGUGGAUAAUUGAAUUGAAAAUUGAAAUUUCGCGCAUAGAGAGAGUGAGCCCAAUGACUGGUCCACCAGCAUUCGAUUUCUGUGGCCAAUUUGCUGCUUCAGAGUUGCUGCGAGAGAAAGUGAAAAGAAGUGCAUUGGAUUUUGCUGCGGAGCGUAUAGUGAGACGAACUUGAAGGAGAACAACGCCUUCCAACUCAGCGCCAUCGUUCCAUAUUUUGGCUCGGGAUCUGCUAGGGAGACCGAAAAAAAUGGCUCACUUCUCCAUCUCGGAAAUGCCGGACAUGAAAGUGACGGAUACGUUCCCGAAGAGCGGCCGUGUCACCGAAGUUUGCAAGGAGUGGCUCGUUAGAGAAGAUAGCGCCUUAGCUUACCAGCUACAGAAUAAAGAAAUCUCCGAGCACUACAAAGGAAACAAGCAUCGGAACCAAAUCGUUCGGCAAGACUUUCCAACUGCCUUGUCCGAGCAAAUCCGGGAGAAGGAAGAUGCCGAACGACAGGCUGCGUUGUACCACCAAAUGAUCAACGAGCAGGAAGAAAUGGAUGCCAAAGUAGCACGCGACAUUGCUCAACAGUUGAAACGAGAAACCGAAGUGAAGCGCCGACUGGAAGCAGAGAAAGGUGAAAUGUUGGCUCGAAGGCUGCAGGAACAGGCAUCGAUCGGUGGGGCUAGAAGAGCCCAUCGAUCGGCCGAGCCCGAACUCGCUUUUCCACUUCCACCGAGAAACCAUCCGAAACCUGUAUCACAUCAACAGCAACAUCAAGUACCUGCAAGACCUCCCUCCAUCCAUCAUGCGUCUCCUUACAUCGCCCACUCACCACCUGGACCACCAACUUCCUCCGCCAUCGACUCAGCAGAUCUGCACUAUGCAUCACUCGAACUAAACUCACCGAAGCGACCUCCUCCGCACUCGAUGUUUCAGAAUGGUCGAAACCCUUCGGCGAAUAUUUACCAGGAAAUCUCACACAACCCACCAUCGAACUACAAUCGUUACGAUGAAGAUGAAGAUGGCUACACCAACAUAAAUCUCCACUCGCAUACCCCGGAAAAAAAGCAACCUCCCUUCACCAACAACCCCCGGAACGGUUCAUCAUCCGUAGACAUUGUAGACAGUAUCCGGCAGUACGACAUACCCUAUGACGGCGACUACACCUAUCAACUACCACCUCCUCCCUCGUUGAACGACAUCACCGGUCAUAGUCAACGGUUUUCCAACCAAAGGAACAGCCAUCCAUCCGAAGCGUUCAAGUACAAUAACAAUGUCACAACUGAGGACGACUUCCAGAACAACUCUAACUUCAACAAAAUAUCCCCGGAGAAAAUAGUUAGUCCUCCAUCCUUGGGGGGUGCGCUAGCCGGAGCUUACGGUGGACCCAGCCGAAAUUCGCGAGCGUCGGCCAUCAAUUACAACGUUUACGAUGACGACGACAUCGACGAAGCCCUUGCUCAACCACUGCCAUCCAAUCACACCCCGCAGCUGAAUCAGAUAGGGCUACCGCCAAUGGGUGCGGAUCUGGUAUCACCAUCGAGCACUGGGGCCAGCUCAAAGUAUCACAGUAAUGCAAGCCAAACAUCGCAUCACCACCACCAUCACCAAAAUCCGCAUCUUUAUCAGAAUCAUCAUCCACAUCACGCCCAACAACUUCAGCAACAGCAGCAGCAGCAAGAACAGCAACAGCAAGCUGCAGCCCACCAUAGUCAAGCUCGGGGGAUAUCUCCCUCACACUCCAAAAGCGGAAGCUAUGAGAAGGCUGAUCGGAUACGGGCGCUGAAGGAAAUUGGAUUGCCACCGGAGGAGAUACAGGAAAUCGACAUGAGGCUAGAGCAGGAGUUGAAGGACGAGGAACUCGCCCGCAAGCUGCAAGAGCAAGAGGCUGAUGAACUAGACCAAGAGGUAAUUGAUCGCCGCGUGGCCAUGGAAGCUCAAGACAAAGAGCUCGCCAAGAUGCUUCAGGAGCGCGAAAGAGCCAAAGCUAAACGAGCCCGAGAAAAGGCUCGUCUCAAAAAGGAAAUGCAACGACAACAACAGCAACUCCAGGAUUCUGGGGACGCGGAAGACACCAUUGGUGAGGGUAGUUCCUCAGCCCAACCGAUCGGUGAUCAACAGCCUGGGUCGCUGGAACCAGACAUCGGGGAUCCGGACGACGGAGACUCGUACUCUAAUCCGAUCGAUAUGUUGCAACAAUCGCAAACCGUUGGUGCUAUGGGGAAUUCCGGAGGAAGUGUCGGAAGUGCUAAACGAUACUAUGGAGCUCCAACUCAUUCGCCAGAACACAGCAGUGGUGCAAUUCACAAAGCACAGGGAAGCAUUUCGUCACAUGGGUCAGGAUCGGGCAGUCAUUAUGUGAAUUCUCAAGUUUCACCUAACGACGAUAGCUAUUCGAACCCGAUCGAUAUGAUCCGACAGCAGAAAUCUACACCAAAUCUAAAACUAUCUGCCAAUGUCCAAAGGCUAGUGGAGAACGGUAGGAAAGAGGACGACAUAUACGUGCUGCCAGUUUCCGAUGGAAAUGGUGAUAAUCGAAGCCCGCAAAGACCAAGUCAUCUGGAUGUCAGAGGAGUCGUUAACCGUACAUCACCUGGAUCGAGAAAUCCAUACAACGACGAAAACAUCGCGACCAAAAUCGAUCCUACGUUCAACACCUCCGGAAGCAGUCCGAUGAACACAAAUUCGAUGACUGCUUCAACACUGUCCUCUCCACCAGAUAUCCUGGAGUUCUCCGAUCCCGGCUCAUCUAGUCCAGUGCCACCGUACAUGCCGAUACAAGGCACGCGGCGAAACACCUCAGCCGACAAUAAGAAACGAAAAUCAAAAGAACGCUGUGCUCAACAGUAGAACGUAGGAAAAGCACUGCAACGGGGUUUUCCAUUUGUACUGUUUUAUUGUUACUUACUAUUAAAUAGGCGCACGUACGCUAAUCUACUCACGCAUCAUCGGAACGGUAUGCUAGUUAUACUCUGAAUUGAUAUGAAGUCUAUCUAUGAGUACAUUUGUUAUAAGUGUCUAUGGGACAAUAACCCACUACAAGCAAAAGCGACGGGCAGCUCAAGGAGAAAGUUGAAUAUCGCUAUUUAUUAUGUUAUUGGAUGAAAAACAUUGAUACGAAACUAGGGACUUUGCUCUAAAAUGAAGUUAUCAAAAGUAAGCACAAUGCAUGCAUACAAUAUUGUGAUUGAAGGUCACGCUAUUCUGCUUGAUAUUGGUGAGUUAGUUAUACCUACAUUUUGUACAAUUAUUUAUCUAUCUUUGUGAAAUAAAAUGCAUUUUAUUUAUUUUAUAA
Molecule: messenger RNA, 3834 nt
Organism: Armigeres subalbatus
Lineage: Eukaryota; Metazoa; Arthropoda; Insecta; Diptera; Culicidae
Product: probable serine/threonine-protein kinase yakA
Exons: 8
Coding region: 804-3389 (861 amino acids)
Source: RefSeq, a predicted model, not a curated record